Triticum turgidum subsp. durum (durum wheat) is the source of this 1035-nucleotide messenger RNA. NCBI's taxonomy places the organism in Eukaryota, Viridiplantae, Streptophyta, Magnoliopsida, Poales, Poaceae. The record is from the annotation of a GenBank genome assembly.
AUGGACGCGCAGCGUGCUCUGCUGGACGCGCUGAUGGGGUCGUCGCGGGACCUGACGGAGGAGGAGAAGAAGGAGCACCGGGAGGUGGCGUGGGACGACCCCGACGUGUGCGCCCCCUACAUGGCCCGCUUCUGCCCCCACGACCUCUUCAUCAACACCAAGAGCAACCUCGGAGUAUGCCCAAAGAUCCACGACCCGGCCCUAAAGCAAAGCUUCGAGUCCUCCCCCCGCUACGCCGCCGUCCUCCCCAAAUUCGAGGCUGACCUCGCCCACCGCUGCGAGAGGCUGGUCCAGGACCUGGAUAAGAAGAUCAGGCGCGGCCGCGACAGGCUUGCGCAGGACGUCGUGGAGGUGCCGCCCCCCGCCGCCCAUGCCGAGAAGGUCGAGCAGCUCGCCAUUCUCGAAGACAAGAUCAAGAAGCUGCUCGAGCAGAUUGAGCAGCUCGGCGACACCGGCAAGAUCGACGAGGCCACUGCGCUCAUGAGGAAGGUGGACAUUCUCAACCUCGAGAAGUCGGCUCUGACCCACCAGAUAGAGACCAAGCUCUCCAUGGUCCCGCAAGAGAAGAAGAUGGAGCUCUGCGAGCAGUGCGGCUCCUUUCUCGUCACCAACGACGUCCUUGAGAGGACGCAGUCCCAUGUCACCGGCAAACAACACAUUGGUUAUGGUCUGGUCAGGGAAUUCCUCGCCGAAUACAAGGCUGCGAAAGAAGCGGAGAAGCUUGCAAGGGAGAAGGAAGCAGAGGAGCGUCAGAACCGGGAGAGAGGAUACCAUAACAGAGGCCACCGCGACGACUAUAGGGAGAGAUCCAGGGAGCAUGACCGUGACCGCUACUAUGAGCGAGGAAGCCGUGACAGAGAGAGGCCCUAUGAGCAGGGAGGUAGAGGGUCAGACUAUAGAGGCGGUUCCUAUAACAGCCGCAGGGAUUCUGAAAGGGCGAGGCCCAGAGAUAGGAACGGUGGUGAUUUUUCAAGAAGAGGAGACCCGGGGAGGGUGAGGAGCAGGUCCCGGUCUCCAGGCAGGCAUGGUUAUUAA